AUGGUGGAAAACCACUGACGUAUGUAAACAAACUACUUUACUACUUUACAGCAACUACGAUCUACUGUCGUAAAUUACAUUUGGCAUCCCCAUGCUAUGGAUACAAGCUUGCUGACAGAAUUAUGUGUCUACACGUGGGGAACCAACAGCUAUUGGCAGUUAGGACAGGGCCAUGUUGAAGACCUGUCAGUGCCCAGGCUCGCUGAUGGAGCCCUACAUAUGGGGACGGUGCGCCAACUCAGUGGAGGUGGUGGGCAUUCGGCUGUGGUCUCUGAGAAAGGAGAGCUGCUGGUGUGUGGCCAGAACCACAGAGGUCAGCUGGGACUGGGUCACAGUUUAGAGGUCACCACCUUUCAACUCUGUCCUCUCAUUGGUCAGAGGGUUGCACACGUGUCCUGUGGUUGGGAUUUCACACUCGUCCUCACUGAUCAUGGCCAGGUACUGACGUGUGGAUCUAAUGCAUACGGCCAGUUGGGUGUCUCAGAGCCAAUCCCUCAUUCUGUGGUGCUGCUGCCCAUUCAGUCUGUAAGGGAGCCAGUGAUCAGAGUGGCAGCAGGACUCAGACAUUCACUAACUGUCACUGCCACAGGUAGUGUUUACCAGUGGGGUAUGGGUCUCUCUGGCCAGGCUAAGAGAGCUCUGAGUCCACAGCCUGUCCCAGAACACUUCACCUCCAAGGUACCUUGUCUGGUCCCAGGUCUGGAACAGGUGAUUUCACACAGUGUUGCUGCAGGCUCCGCCCACUCUGUGAGCCUUACUGCUGAGGGAGAUGUGUUCCUGUGGGGCAGUAAUAAGCACGGCCAGCUGACCAGUAGCAGUACAGACUCCUUCCUACCCAGACCUGUCCUCCUAGACCGCUCACCACUGGGUGGAGAGAAGGUUUCCCACGUUCACAGUGGCUGGACACACCUGGUGGCCCAAACAGAGAGCGGCCGUGUCUUCACUUGGGGCAGAAGCAAUUAUGGACAGCUGGGGAGGACAGAACUGACCAAUCAGAGUGCAGAUCAGCAGUCAAGUAGUGCAUUGAGAGGAGCUGCCAGCCACUGGACAUGUGUCCCUGCAGAAGUCAAGAUCCUCUGUGGAGCCUCACAGAUUGCCUGUGGAUCUGAACAUAACCUUGCCAUCGUAGGGGGUCGCCUGCUCUCUUGGGGGUGGAACGAACAUGGGAUGUGUGGGGAUGGUUCCGAGACAGAUGUCAGCGAACCACAGCCCAUUCCUGCCCUCCGGCCUCUUGUGAUUGGCUGUGGCGCUGGCCACUCUAUGGCCCUGUGUGCUGUGAGGACAGGUGAAGAGGACAUGGAGAUAGAACAAGCUACCCUAUAGUUUGAAACUAGCAUGUUUGAGCUAACUUACAGGGCUGUACCUGGGUAAGAUCGCGGACCGCUAGUGCCGCUGAUUUGAAGCCAAUGUCUGUUGUUUUUAUAUCUAUGGCAGAGGACACCCGGCUCACUGUGGGGCGUGAGAGUAACAUGAUAGGGUAUGAAUCAUGAUCACCCAGUCUAUGGGGAAUGAGCCUCAGGGGAAAAUCUGGGAGGAGGACAUUCUGAAGGUUGUAAAGUAUGUGGGUGUGUCUGUCCGAGCAAAAUAGCCAAACCCCGUUAUGAUUGCUUUGUUGUUGGCCAAAGUAAGGCAUGUGUAAGUUCAGUAUGACCGGUACAUUCUAACUGCCUUCGUAAUGUAUUUUUAUUUCCAUCUAUGACACAUCUAUGCCCUUUUUUGAUCCAAGAGGCCUGUCAGAGUAGGAGGGGCUGAUCUAGGAUCCAUUCUAUUUCAAUUCUAAUCAAUUCAGAAUGUAAACCCCAUUUCCAAAUGUCCCUAACUGAAAAGCAUUGAAUUGAAUUGACAUUUCAAUACACAUUCUGAAUUGACUGGAAUUAAAAAUUGGAAUUGACCUUAAACCUACAGUCCAUGUAAUCGUAUUCUUGUUGUCAUUUUAAAAGACGAUACCGAUCCUAGAUCAGCACACACUAGAUACAUACGGCCCCAGGUCUGUAUUCAAAUUGUAAGACGUCAAAAUAAAUAUUGUUUGUGGCGUUAGAGACGGGGGAGUUAUGUAUGAUCAGGGACAUUCCUCCAGUCCAGAUAUGAUUCAGGUCAGGGAGAUGGAUACACAAGUCUGUUAGUCUAUACAUGAUGCCUAUGUCCCAAGACAUAAAGUACCAGUCAAAAGUUUGGGCGCACCUACUCAUUCAAGGGUUUUCUAUAUAUUUUUUUUAUUUUUUUCUACAUUGUAGAAUAAUGUGUGAAGACAUCAAAACUAUGAAAUAACACGUAUGGAAUCAUGUCGUAACCAAAAAAGUGUUAAAACAAAAUAUAUUAUUUUAGAUUUUUCAAAGUAGCCAACCUUUGCCUUAAUGACAGCUUUGCACACUCUUGGCAUUCUCUCAACUAGCUUCAGGAAUGCUUUUCCAACAGUCUUGAAGGAGUUCCCACAUACGCUGAACACUUGCUGGCUGCUUUUCCUUCACUCUGUGGUCCAACUCAUCCUAAACCAUCUCAAUUGCGUUGAGGUCAGGUGAUUGUGGAGGCCAGGUCAUUUGAUAAAGCACUCCAUCACUCUACUCCUUGGUCAAAUAGCCCUUACACAGCCUGGAGGUGUGUUUUGGGUCAUUGCCCUUUUGAAAAACAGAUGGGAUGGCGUAUCGCUGCAGAAUGCUAUGGUAGCCAUGCUGGUUAAGUCUGUCUUGAAUUAUAAAUAAAUCACUGACAGUGUCAUCAGCAAAGCACCAUCACCACUCCUCCUCCAUGCUUCACGGUGGGAACCACACAUGCAGAGAUCAUACGUUCAUAAACUCUGUGUCUCACAUGGCGGUUGGAACCAAAAAUAUCAAAUUUGGACUAAUCAGACAGAUGUCCGCUUGUGUUUCUUGGCCCAAGCAGGCCUCUUCUUAUUGUCCUUUAGUAGUGGUUUCUUUGCAGCAAAUCAACAAUGAAGGCCUGAUUCACACAGUCUUCUCUGAACAGUUGAUGUUGAGAUGUGUCUGUUACUUAAACUCUGAAGCAUUUAUUUGUGCCUCAAUCUGAGGCUGGUAAACUCUAAUGACCUUAUCCUCUGCAGCAGAGGUAACUCUGGGUCUUCCAUUCCUGUGACGGUCCUCAUGAGAGCCAGUUUCAUCAUAGCGCUUGAUGAUUUUUGCAACUGCGCUACAUUUGUAUUUUAUUUAACUAGGCAAGUCACAAAUUCUUAUUUUCAAUGACGUCCUAGGAACAGUGGGUUAACUGCCUGUUCAGGGGCAGAACGACAGAUUUGUACCGUGUCAGCUCGGGGAUUUGAACUUGCAACCUUUCGGUUACUAGUCCAACGCUCCAACCACGAGGCCACCCUGCCUCCCCAUGAUUCCAUAUGUGUUAUUUCAUAGUUUCGAUGUCUUCACUAUUAUUCCACAACAUCGUGAGUAGUCCAACGUUUCGACUGGAACUCACUCCUUUCCCAGUUUGUCUUCCUGAUUGAUUCAUAGGAUACAUAGAUCCAUGCCUAGGGCCACAUACAUAUAUAUAUAUAUCCCCUCUUGGCCCUCUCCUCUUGUCAUGCCAGUGUAAAUUCUCAUUGAUUAACAUGGCUAUUGAUGGCCUGAAGUAUAUGCUCGGCCAGCGCUGUAGUCCCAUCUCUCCAAGUCUGUCACUGGCCCCCUUUUUUUAUUGCUGACAAAAGCACUCAAAUCUCCUGGUCUCCCUCACUCACCGCUGUGUCCCAAAUGCCACCCCUAAUUCCCUUUUGUAGGGCACAUGUCUCAUAGGGCUCUGGUCAAAAGGAGUGUACUUUUUAAGGAAUAGGGUUCUGGUCAAAAGUAGUGCACUAUAUAGAGGGAAUAGGGUUCUAUUGUGCUCUGGUCUAAAGUAGUGCACUAUAUAGGGAAUAGGGUUCUAUAGGGCCCUGGUCUAAAGUAGUGCACUAUAUAGAGGGAAUAGGGUUCUAUAGGGCUCUGGUCUAAAGUAGUGCACUAUAUAGGGAAUAGGGUUCUAUAGGACUCUGGUCUAAAGUAGUGCACUAUAUAGGGAAUAGGGUUCUAUAGGGCUCUGGUCAAAAGUAGUGCACUAUAUAGGGAAUAGGUUUCUAUAGGGCUCUGGUCUAAAGUAGUGCACUAUAUAGAGAGUAGGGUGCCAUUUGGGACACAUAUUCCGGCUAUACUGUUAUACAGUAUCCGCUGGCCCCGUAGAAUGCUAUAUGUGUACCAGUCCGAUUUAAAGGUUAUAGGGGUAAUAUUUGUCAUAUUUACUGAUGUUUGAAGGCCAUGUAUAAGAGGUGAUAUAAGGAUUGGAUGACCGUUAUAAAUGUCUUCACUGAAUGUUAUGGGGUUAUGUUUACAUUGAAAUACUGCAGGUGUUCUGUCAAAUCCUGUCUAGUUUAAAUGUUUCCAAUUUGAAUGGCCCUGAUGACCUCUGAUUCUGUCCUGUCUGUCCUGUCUGUCCUGUCUGUCCUGUCUGUCCUGUCUGUCUGUCUGUCUGUCUGUCUGUCUGUCUGUCUGUCUGUCUGUCUGUCUGUCUGUGUGCGUUCUGAUAAGCGAUCGUACAGUUUGCCGAAUAUAUUACAAUAUCGUCGUGUAUGUUUAUCUAUGCAAAGAAAUAUAUGAUAUGGGAUUGGGCGGCAACCUGAAAACAUUGAUCUCACAGAAAUAUGAAUUGUGAUGAAAAAAUGGCUAUGAAAAGACGACAUAAAAUUAAGAUAAACCAAUGAAUUACUAUCUUUGACUUUCUUCAAAAAAUAAAUCAACACUCAUUGAAAAAUAA
Molecule: messenger RNA, 4728 nt
Organism: Oncorhynchus masou masou (cherry salmon)
Lineage: Eukaryota; Metazoa; Chordata; Actinopteri; Salmoniformes; Salmonidae
Gene: sergef
Product: secretion regulating guanine nucleotide exchange factor
Exons: 9
Coding region: 97-1323 (408 amino acids)
Biological process (GO): protein ubiquitination
Cellular component (GO): membrane; cytoplasm
Molecular function (GO): ubiquitin protein ligase activity
Source: RefSeq, a predicted model, not a curated record